ACGUGUCGUUAUAUAUCUUAACGAUGAUUGGAUAAAACACUCAAUAUACAUAUUUUAUCAAAAAGUAUGAUACGAAAAGACAACUAGUUGCUCUAGAUCACUUGCCAAUGCCAUGUGUUCUGAACGUUGUGAUAGUUAGUUCAAAAAAAAUAUCAAAAAUUCCCUGUGUGCCUUAAAAAACAGACAAAAAAUGAAUCAAAAAUACAAAAAAUUCAUAUAUAUCUUACUCUACACAAUUUUCGUGUCAUCCCGCGUGAAUUGCAGCUCAAUCCUUAAUACGACAGCAGUGGUUGAGCCAUCGACUCCUGCAAAUCUGAACACAUCCACAUCCGAAUUACCUCACACAACGGAGGAAAUUCUGCAAAUAAUCCAAAGUAGCACUGUAAAAAUCAGCACUGAAGCCUCCGACUUGGAUGAAGUCACGAAACACGAACAUUCCAACAACACCACCGACGAAGAAGAACAAAAAAAGUUGAAAACUAAUCAAACGGAAUUACUUCCCGUUACGCAGUCACCUCCAGAAAAGCCAAUUAUUAAUACCUUUGUGGAUGAAGCCACUCUCGUGGAUUGCCCGUCCCUCAGUAAUGCCGAUAGCUUAAGUCAAACACAAUUGAUCGAAAGACUUACCCACACGUGUCGCUAUGACAGACUAGAAAGGCCGAAACUCAUUACGAACCACGGCAAAAAGGCGCCUGUCGAGGUUUUUGUUCGAAAUUACCUCUAUUUCAUGCAGAAUUUGGAAGCGCAUGAUUUGCAAUUUAAAAUUCAUAUUUUGUUACAAUUGAGAUACGUGGAUGCUAGAUUGGCAUUCAAGAAAAUAGCGCCGUCUAAACAAACAAUCAUGGGAGAGCAAUCUUUGUCCUCGAAAUUGUGGAUCCCGCACUUGUUUCUGGCGAAUGAGAAGAACUCACAACUGCUUGGAACAGCAGACAAAGACGUUUUAACAUCAAUCAGUCCCGAUGGAACUGUUAUCAUCAGUAGAAGAAUUAGUGCGACACUGUUUUGUUGGAUGGAUCUUCGAAAGUUUCCAUUUGAUGAGCAAUAUUGCCAUACAAUCUUCGAAAGUUGGAUGUAUAAUGCGUCGGAAAUUAUGUUGCAUUGGGAACCAAUGAGUCCAGUAAACUUGGCGCCCGAGGUACAUUUGACGGAAUAUGGCUUAAUGCGACUUUACACAAACGAGACAAUCAUCAAGGCAGACUUUAAUGACUUGAGACAUGGAGCUUUUACGGGAAAUUACAGUUCGUUGAGCUUCACGGUGCAUUUGGCACGUGAAAUGGGCUUUUAUUUGAUGGAUUAUUUUAUUCCUUCUAUGAUGAUUGUUGCCAUUAGUUGGUGCACUUUUUGGUUACAAGCCGAUCAAACAGCUCCCAGAAUCACUUUGGGAACAAGCACUAUGUUGACAUUCAUUACCUUGGCAUCGUCUCAGGGAAAAACAUUGCCAAAAGUCAGUUACAUCAAAGCAUCAGAAAUUUGGUUUUUGGGCUGCACGGGCUUCAUUUUUGCUAGUUUAGUGGAAUUUGCGUUCGUUAACAUCAUUUGGCGUCGCCGAAAGAACGUAGAAUUGAAAAAAGUUAACUCGAAAUAUAUCAUGAAGUCGACUUUAACUCCCCGUUUAGCCCGAAAAGAAAUGGGAGGAGGUCAAGGCGGCUUAUCAAAAUCCAGAUCGUGUUCCAGUCUCAAUGAACAAGGAAAUGGCGGUCAUCAAGGAUAUGAUAACUAUUUGACAGUUCAUGGCAAUAGCUUCACAAGCAUCAACAAAACCGUCCCAAUGAUAAUGGUUGAGAACGAAGGUAGAAGCAACGAACAAACCAGAAUUAACAUCGAACAACAACAUCACGGAAGUCAAAUGAGUCUCAAUGGCGCAGAGCCAAGUAAGAAACCAGCAUCCGGAUGGACCACAAUGACUCCUCAAGAGAUUUCAAUUUGGAUUGAUAAGCGAUCACGUUUGGUAUUUCCAGUUGCCUUUUUAGUAUUUAACAUAUUUUACUGGUCAUUCGUUUAUCUCAUCUAAAAUAAAAUAUAUAUUUAUUAUUAAGUUUAAAUAUGCAGUAAAAUUGAACAACAAAAAACGUCAUUAACUCAAAAUAAACAAUUCUUUCAUUCUAAUCUAAUAAAUGUGACCAGCUGUGACUUAUUUAAGAAUCUAUUAAUAAAUGAAAAUUGUGUAUAUUUUAAUGAAAAAGUAUUUAUAAAGUAUAAUAAAAUGAGAUGCAAUAACGCAA
This is a messenger RNA of Culicoides brevitarsis, 2222 nucleotides long. RefSeq names its product pH-sensitive chloride channel 2-like. Gene Ontology annotation, cellular component: neuron projection; synapse; plasma membrane. Lineage: Eukaryota; Metazoa; Arthropoda; Insecta; Diptera; Ceratopogonidae. Gene Ontology annotation, biological process: regulation of membrane potential; chemical synaptic transmission; chloride transmembrane transport. The record is from RefSeq and is a predicted model, not a curated record. Gene Ontology annotation, molecular function: chloride channel activity; excitatory extracellular ligand-gated monoatomic ion channel activity; transmitter-gated monoatomic ion channel activity involved in regulation of postsynaptic membrane potential. The transcript is spliced from 12 exons. The coding region runs from base 191 to 2011 and encodes 606 amino acids.